Molecule: messenger RNA, 366 nt
Organism: Photinus pyralis (common eastern firefly)
Lineage: Eukaryota; Metazoa; Arthropoda; Insecta; Coleoptera; Lampyridae
Product: zinc metalloproteinase nas-7-like
Exons: 3
Coding region: 1-366 (121 amino acids)
Biological process (GO): proteolysis
Molecular function (GO): metalloendopeptidase activity
Source: RefSeq, a predicted model, not a curated record
AUGAAUUUGGGAACCACCUGCGUACACCGUCACCAAAUUAUCCACGAAUUCAUGCACGCCGUCGGAUUUUACCACAUGCACAGUGUUCCAGACAGGGACAACUACAUUACAAUUUACCCCCAAAAUAUUAUACCAAGUGAGCUUUUCAAUUUUGACAUAAUACCAGCGAAUAGCGAAACAAGCUUCGGAUACCCAUACGACCUCUGUAGCAUCAUGCACUACGAUCCGUACGCGUUCUCGGCGAAUGGCUUGAUGACAAUACAACCGCAUACGACGCCAAACUGCAACAUGGGAUGGGUCGAAGAUUUGAGUCCGAUCGAUGUCGGCAAACUUAGGGCCAUGUAUUGCCCUAUUGGUAAAAAAUAA